AUGCCUGGAGUUAGGAGCUCAGAACUGAACCCCUUCUUGCUUCAUCCCAUUCGUCUCGACCCUCUCCCCUUCUCUCUCUUCUCAUCGCUCUCCCCUUCUCUCUCUUCUCAUCGCUCUCCCCUUCCCUCUCUUCUCAUCGCUCUCCCCUUCUCUCUCUUCUCAUCGCUCUCCCCUUCUCUCUCUUCUCAUCGCUCUCCCCUUCCCUCUCUUCUCAUCGCUCUCCCCUUCCCUCUCUUCUCAUCGCUCUCCCCUUCCCUCUCUUCUCAUCGCUCUCCCCUUCCCUCUCUUCUCAUCGCUCUCCCCUUCUCUCUCUUCUCAUCGCUCUCCCCUUCCCUCUCUUCUCAUCGCUCUCCCCUUCUCUCUCUUCUCAUCGCUCUCCCCUUCUCUCUCUUCUCAUCGCUCUCCCCUUCUCUCUCUUCUCAUCGCUCUCCCCUUCCCUCUCUUCUCAUCGCUCUCCCCUUCCCUCUCUUCUCAUCGCUCUCCCCUUCCCUCUCUUCUCAUCGCUCUCCCCUUCUCUCUCUUCUCAUCGCUCUCCCCUUCCCUCUCUUCUCAUCGCUCUCCCCUUCCCUCUCUUCUCAUCGCUCUCCCCUUCCCUCUCUUCUCAUCGCUCUCCCCUUCCCUCUCUUCUCAUCGCUCUCCCCUUCCCUCUCUUCUCAUCGCUCUCCCCUUCCCUCUCUUCUCAUCGCUCUCCCCUUCCCUCUCUUCUCAUCGCUCUCCCCUUCCCUCUCUUCUCAUCGCUCUCCCCUUCCCUCUCUUCUCAUCGCUCUCCCCUUCCCUCUCUUCUCAUCGCUCUCCCCUUCCCUCUCUUCUCAUCGCUCUCCCCUUCCCUCUCUUCUCAUCGCUCUCCCCUUCCCUCUCUUCUCAUUGCUCUCCCCUUCCCUCUCUUCUCAUCGCUCUCCCCUUCCCUCUCUUCUCAUCGCUCUCCCCUUCCCUCUCUUCUCAUCGCUCUCCCCUUCCCUCUCUUCUCAUCGCUCUCCCCUUCCCUCUCUUCUCAUCGCUCUCCCCUUCCCUCUCUUCUCAUCGCUCUCCCCUUCCCUCUCUUCUCAUCGCUCUCCCCUUCCCUCUCUUCUCAUCGCUCUCCCCUUCCCUCUCUUCUCAUCGCUCUUCCCAUCCCACCAGACCCAGGACAUGUACUACUACACCCAGGACAUGUACUACUAUGUGCUCAUGCCGGGUGCUCAGUGCACUCUUCACUCCAAUGAGCCUCACAAUCCGCCUCUCAAUCCGCAGCAAAAGGACGGCAGGGAGGACGCAGGCAGCAAGAGCAGUCCGUCUGGUCCUCGUGGCUGCGGGCACAUCUGUUACUUCCUGAUCCCUCAAUUCCUUUCUUCACCCUCCCCCUCCCUUUCGCUCUCUCAAUCCCUCACAGCUGCGGUCACAUCUGGAGGCAGUGGGGGAUUCAGUGCUGGCGCUCACGUGUGUGCUGCACCUCGUGCGCCAGCACCCGCCGCUGUCCAUUCCUCCACUCGCCCUUCAUAUCAUGCUCACCAUUCUCCCUCCCCGCAUUCCUUUCUCAGACCAUUCCACCUUGGCAUCUCCAUCUCUCUCAAACUCUCCACCCCUCUGCGCUCUCCUUUAAUGCAGCAGGCGAGGUCCCAGAGGGCAUGUCCCAUUCACAGGCCGCCACUAGUGAGCAACAGGAGUCUGGCGGGCAUAGGAGGGGGGGCUUUUGAGGCGCCUCAAAACUCUUCCCCCCCCCCACACUGCAACAGAAGUCUGGCGGGCAUAGGAGGGGGGGCUCUGGGCCUGCCAGGAGUCAUGCUGAGCUUCUCAGACGCGCUGCUCAUGCAGGGCAAACGCGCCGUGCCCAAGGGGGGGGAUACUGUGGAGUCCUCGUUAGUUGCCUGCACAAUGGAGGCACUUGUUGGUGCUGUUUACGCAGAGAAGGGCCUGGAAGCAGCGUCAGCCUUUGUGACCCGCCUGCUGCCCUCCAUUCAGCAGCAGCAGCAGCAGCAGCAGCAGCAGCAGCAGCAGAUUCAGCCAGACAGAGAGAGCAAUGUGAAAGUGGGCGAUGCAGCAGCAGUGAGGAGAGUGGACUCUCCAGCAGAACAGAGUGACCCGGUGGCUCGUCUGCAUGACAUGUCCCUCCAGCAACUGGGACUCACACCGCAGUACCGGUACGUGUGA
This is a messenger RNA of Closterium sp. Naga37s-1, 2127 nucleotides long. The record is from the annotation of a GenBank genome assembly. NCBI's taxonomy places the organism in Eukaryota, Viridiplantae, Streptophyta, Zygnematophyceae, Desmidiales, Closteriaceae.